Messenger RNA from Marchantia polymorpha subsp. ruderalis, 138 nucleotides. NCBI's taxonomy places the organism in Eukaryota, Viridiplantae, Streptophyta, Marchantiopsida, Marchantiales, Marchantiaceae. The record is from the annotation of a GenBank genome assembly.
AUGACCCUCGUAUCAGAUAUUAAACUGAUAAGAACAGAUACUACACUUGAUCUUAGCCAAAAGGCCGAGAAAGGUAUACUUCUACACCGGAAAUCAGAAGACUAUAAGGCUCGAGGGAUCCAGUUACAAACGCAUUGA